Messenger RNA from Lactuca saligna, 312 nucleotides. The record is from the annotation of a GenBank genome assembly. Lineage: Eukaryota; Viridiplantae; Streptophyta; Magnoliopsida; Asterales; Asteraceae.
AUGGCUUUUGAUGGGCAGGAAAGAUAUAUGAAGAGAUCUUGGGAGCCAAGUGAUAAAGUUGAUCUUCACUUUGUCUACAAAGAUGUUGAAGGAGUAUCAACUCAAUGGGAUGAUAUUCAAAGAAAACUCAGGAACUUACCUCCCAAACCCUCUUCCUUCAAACCCGAUCCCUUCACUCCUGUAGAAGAUGAAGAUUCCAAACCUAAAACCAAAUCUCGGAUCGAUAACAAGACAGAAGAACUCAAAGAUUUAGAAGAUGAUCUUGAUGAUAGUUGUUUCCUCGAAGAAUACAAGUACCUUCAACUCCCUUAA